UCCUAUCAUCUUCACAUCAAAACAAGAUCCAAAAAUUUAUGAAAGUCAGGAGGGAGCAGAGCAUGGCUGUCCCCAUGUCUAUCCUCAAGACAGCUUCUCAGUUGCUCUUUUCUUUUUACAGAGCAGCAAGAAAGAUAAGGAACUUCUUCUUUCACCAUAGAAAUCCAUCAAGAUUGAACCAGCAUCAACUCCCCUCAAUCUCUUCAUGUCGGCUCGAAGGAAGAAAAAACUUUUCCUUGCUUUUCAACUUCCAUAACUCUUUACUUAGGACAAAGUCCCUCUUCUCCUUCUUCAUGUUGGUAGCCUUUGAAGGUGGUGGGCUGUUCAAAGCCAUUCUUCUUCUGCUCGCUUACCCUAUUAUUCUCCUUCUUGGACCGAACAGCGAGUCUGCUUUAAGGGUUAUGGUCUUCGUCACCUUUUGUGGGUUGAAGUGCAGUGAUAUGAAUAUUGUGGCGAGGGCAGUGUUACCGAAGAUUUAUACGGAGGAGAUAGAUCGCCGGACUUAUGAAGUGGCGGUGGCUGCGGGGAAGAGGGGCGUUCUUACUAGUUUGCCCAAGGUGAUGGUGGAGAGGUUUGUCGAGGAGUGCUUUGGUGAGACUCAGGUUUUUGGUCCUGAGCUUGAAGUCGUGGGAGGGAAGUACUUCACCGGAAGGUUCGCCGCCGGCGGUACGGUGGCUGAGAGGAUGUGGGCGGUCAAGGAUCGGUUUGGAGAAGAGAAGGCUGAUGUGGGGCUCUUGAGACUCUCCGAUCUUAAUGAUCAGUUGCUAAUCCCUUGCUCUAAGGAAGUAUACGUGGUAACAAAAGAAGAGCCCAACUCAAUCAACUCAACCAGGACCUCCGCCACCGCUGCCGCCGCCACCGCCGACCCUUCGAUCACCAAUCUUCCUAGAGAAAAAUACCCAAAAUUCCCAAUCUUCCACGACGGACGGCUCGCCUUUCUCCCCACCCCCUCCACUUCCCUCUGCCUCGUCCUCUACCUCCCGUUCGCCUUUCUCCUCUCCCUCCUCCGAAUCCUCACCGGCCUCCUCCUCCCUUACUCCCUCAGCCCCCUUCUCGGCGCAGCCCUCGGAGUCCAUUUCCGCAUGAUCCAACACCGCCCCCUUUCCUCCUCCUCCCCCUCUCCCUCCGGCGUCCUCUACGUCUGCACCCAUCGCACUCUCCUCGACCCCAUCUUCCUAUCCCACGCGCUCUUCCGCCCCAUUCCCGUCGUCACCUACAGCCUCAGCCGCUUCUCCGAAUCCAUCUCUCCCAUCCCCACCGUCAGACUUACCCGUAACCGCCUCCGCGACUCCCACACCAUGCGCCGCCUCCUAGCCGCCGGCGACCUCGCCGUCUGCCCCGAAGGCACCACCUGCCGCGAACCCUACCUCCUCCGCUUCAGUCCUCUGUUCGCUGAGCUGGCCGAUGACAUCGAACCAGUCGCCAUCGAAGCCGGCUGUUCCAUGUUUUACGGAACCACCGCUACUGGCAUGAAGUCACUGGAUCCGAUAUUUUUCUUUCUGAAUCCGAGGCCAAGUUAUCGAAUCAGUUUUCUCGGUCGUGUUCCGAAGGAGAUGACGCUCGCCGGAGGGUGGUCGGCGGCGGAUGUUGCGAAUCGCAUUCAGAGGGAGCUCGCGGAGGAGUUGGGGUUUCAGUGCACGGCUUUGACUAGGAGAGAUAAGUACUUGUUGCUCGCCGGAAGCGACGGAGCGGUGCCGGAUUCGUCGCCGGAGAAAAGCUAGCUGUUUGUAAACAUGAUUAAGCAGUGUGUUAAGCGGAGUGCUGCAGUGGAUUAUUAAAAUGCUGACUUAAUAAUUAGUGACUAUUUAUGUCAAGUGACUCAAGUUGUUCUUAAUAGGUGUAAAAGUCCAGUUGCGUUGACUGUUAUUUGUAAAAUUAUUAUCAGAAAGAAGAGUUUUUUUGGGUAAUAUAUUUUUUUCCCAAAAAUUAAGCAA
Dendrobium catenatum is the source of this 1934-nucleotide messenger RNA. RefSeq names its product glycerol-3-phosphate acyltransferase 1. NCBI's taxonomy places the organism in Eukaryota, Viridiplantae, Streptophyta, Magnoliopsida, Asparagales, Orchidaceae. Gene Ontology annotation, molecular function: phosphatase activity; glycerol-3-phosphate 2-O-acyltransferase activity. The record is from RefSeq and is a predicted model, not a curated record. The transcript has 2 exons. Gene Ontology annotation, biological process: cutin biosynthetic process. The coding region runs from base 39 to 1721 and encodes 560 amino acids. Gene Ontology annotation, cellular component: membrane.